UUAACUGUUCGUGUUCGCCAUUUAUGCCACGGUAUCCCGGGAGACGUGCUAGUAGCUAUAGACCUUGUUGGGUCGCGACAAACGGACAUAUGGUUCAUAUGGAGUAGCAUAGCAACCCAUAGUAGCAUAGCAACCCACACAGUGACGUACAUAGGCUGGGCUACAUUAAUCCAAGGGAUUAUCUCCAUGGAUUUGUUUUAGAGUCGAGCUACAUGUUUGCAACUGAUAUACACCUAAUAUUACCAUAUUAUACUGCUUAUUUGGCAAAAAAAAUAAUUAUAUAAUAUAAUUAAUUAAUAUCAACAUGGUCUGUUAGACAUGUAAUGUUUUGCUGCUGUUAUUAUGGCAGCUGUGAAGCACUAUUAGUAACUGAUGUCUUCCUAUUAAACACAUUUCUGAGAGCCACGUGCCAUAGAGUAUGGAAAAACCUAAACUAUAUAAGUCUGUGAUUGAGGAUGUGAUCAACGAGGUGCGAGAGCUGUUCCUGGACGAGGGCGUGGAUGAGCAAGUGCUUCUGGAGCUGAAAACGCUAUGGGAAAACAAACUGUUGCAGUCGAAGGCAGUGGAGGGCUUCCACACCGAGGAGCAGGCAGCCCUGCAGGCCGCUCAGCAGCAGCAGCAGCAGGUCCAGCAGCAGGUCCAGCAGGUCCAACAAGUCCAGCAGGUGACCCAGCCAGCGCAGACCCAGCAAGUCAUCCUGCCCCCUCAGCAGACGCAAGCUCCCCAGCAGCAAGUCAUUGUUCAGGAUUCCAAGAUUCUACAGCACAUGAGUGCAACGGGGAUGAGUGCAGCAGCUACCGCAGCAACCCUCGCUUUGCCCUCAGGGGUCACCCCAUACCAACAGCUCAUCACCAGCCAAGGUCAGAUCCUGCAGGUGGUCCGUGCCCCUAAUGGGGCUCAGUACAUCAUCCAGCAGCCCCAGCAGCAGAUCCUGCUGCAGCAGCAGAUGCAGCCUGGUGGCGUGCAGGCACCGGUCAUACAGCAGGUAUGCCCCAUUAGACAGGUCCUGGCUCCUCUGCAGGGAGGCAUGCCCCAGCAAACAGGAGUCAUCAUCCAGCCGCAGCAGAUUGUCUUGGCUUCAGGAAACAAAGUCCAAGGAAACACGCAGGUGAUGCAGGCAGCAGGUACGGCGCCGCAGCCCGGUCAGGCAGCAACAGCGGCUCUGGUCCGGCAGCUCCAGGCCCAGCAGGCCCAGGGUGCAGCUGCACCACAGGUCGCCCAGGCACAAGCUCAGGCACAAGCCCAGGCACAAGCCCAGGCACAAGCCCAGGCACAAGCCCAGGCACAAGCCCAGCAGCAAGCCCAGGCUCAAUCCCAGCCCCAGGCCCAGCAGCCUCCCAUGAUGCAGCAGGUGGACGGCGCCGGAGACACCUCCUCGGAAGAGGACGAGGAUGAGGAGGAGGAGUAUGAUGAAGAUGACGAGGAGGAGAAGGACAAGGAUGGGGGAGAGGACGGGCAGGUCGAAGAGGAGCCGCUGAACAGUGGUGAUGAUGUCAGUGAUGAGGAGGACCAGGAGCUGUUUGAUACAGAGAAUGUAGUGGUGUGCCAGUAUGACAAGAUUCACAGAAGUAAGAACAAAUGGAAAUUCCACCUGAAGGACGGGAUCAUGAAUCUGAAUGGGAGAGACUAUGUCUUCUCCAAAGCCAUUGGGGAUGCCGAAUGGUGAGGUAGAGAAAAAAACAAAAAAAAACAGACAAAGCAACAGGAGCAGGAACUCUGUAACUCCUUCUAUCCAGUUAGCAGACACUUCAAUAUCCUUCCAUAUCCUGUGACUGGAUUAAUUUCAGGAAACUUCUUCUGAGUCUUUGAGAACUCUGACAAACCCAAAGGACUGUGAGGUACCGUGAAACCAGGGUAUCGUCAAAAACACUCGACUAGCCUUGCGGGAUGAGAAACCUACAGGGGAAGGGAAAGCCUGCGAACAGAGCGUUCUUCAUCCUUUUUUUUUUUUUUUCGCUUCUUCCAGGCUUCUCUACGUUUUUCCUGAGAGAAUUCACAUACAUUGGAAAGUAAGCAUUUCACAUCGUACAGGUGUAGUGGACCAGGGUGACCUGACCACGGGAGGGUCAGAGGUCAUUCAUUAUAACCCCGUAGAUGAGAAACACCUUCGUGAUGCACUGUAGUCGAUUGACUGGAUUGACUCGUGUCUACAUUUAAGUCCAAACUUAGUGCCACCAGUCGAGAUCGCUGCCUUUAGAAUCGCCCAGAAUCAACUUUUGGCUUCUAAUCUUUUGUUCGUGGAUCGCAAUUCUGUCUCAAUUCGUGUUCAUGAAAAUGGUGCUCCAGAGUGUUUUAUGUAGUUAACAACCUGUUAUUGUUUUAAACUUUUUUUUUUUUAAAUGUGUUUGAUGAAGGGUUAAGACGAAGGUAAAAUAAUAUUAAUUCUAAAAUAACUAAUAGUUGUUAAAAGGCAUUAUUUUAAUCUUCUAAUGAGUGCUCAAUCCAAAAAUGCUGUUAUUUUCCUCAUCGGCUUCUCUGGAGCUUCAUUCCAUCUUUAUCCAAAAACUAAAAACAAAAAAAAAGGAAGAACAGAUCCAACACUGAAUUCAUUUAAGAAUUGUACAAAAUGUCUGAAAGUUUGUCCUGUUGGUGUAUCUUCUUUGCUCUUAUUUUAGUUCCCUGCAGCCGUCUGAAAAUUUGCACUGUCAGUUUAUCAAUGUGUUGUGAAAUCAGUCAAAGUUAAUCAAUAGCCACAGCGUGCUCUCUUCUGUCUGUCAGUGUGUGUGUGUGUGUGUGAGUGAGUGAGUGUGUGAGACAGUGACUGACUGUACAGGCAUGUGGUGAGUGUGUUCAAGUGUGUGUGUGUGUGUGUGUUGAUUGAUGUGUGUCGUCACCGCUUUUUCUCUGGAAAUGUAUUAGUUUAUUUUUCUCGAACACACCAUAAUCUCAUAUUAGUUGAAACAGUAAAAUAACGUUUUUAAUUUAAAUUUUUUUUUUUUUUUUCGAUGGGGACAGGGCGAUGUCUUAUUUCUGAUUUUUUUUUUUUUUUAUUCUUUUUUUUUUUAUUUAUUCCUGAAAAU
This is a messenger RNA of Sebastes umbrosus (honeycomb rockfish), 3020 nucleotides long. It is a transcript of the gene gtf2a1, whose product is annotated as general transcription factor IIA, 1. NCBI's taxonomy places the organism in Eukaryota, Metazoa, Chordata, Actinopteri, Perciformes, Sebastidae. The record is from RefSeq and is a predicted model, not a curated record. The transcript is spliced from 10 exons. Gene Ontology annotation, biological process: transcription initiation at RNA polymerase II promoter; transcription by RNA polymerase II. Gene Ontology annotation, cellular component: transcription factor TFIIA complex. Bases 419 to 1666 code for a protein of 415 amino acids.